Molecule: messenger RNA, 1959 nt
Organism: Diaporthe amygdali
Lineage: Eukaryota; Fungi; Ascomycota; Sordariomycetes; Diaporthales; Diaporthaceae
Product: het-domain protein
Exons: 3
Coding region: 1-1959 (652 amino acids)
Source: RefSeq, a predicted model, not a curated record
AUGGCCGCUUCUGCGGAUUUACCGAGUGCUCUUGCUCAACUAUGCAAGAUCUGCCGACAACUGGAAGAUUUCGACACAAUUCUAGAAUGCCGACCUGACGAUCCCUCUGACAGAGAUCUCUGGGCGUAUGAUGACCAGUGGCCUGGACUGCCCCACCUCGAGGCAUCCGCCAACUCAGGAUGUGAUUUCUGCAGACUGCUGCGUGAGACUCUACUCUCGGCGCCCGAGAGGCAAUCGUGGCCGAAUGGAAGCCUCGCAGGAGUGCGCAUUCAAAUAAGCCGUGCCACAUAUGACGACUGUGACUACAAUCCAUUGAGACUUUACGGUCUCGAAGCUAGUUUGCUAGGUUAUACGCCCAGCUUUGGCGGAACAUUACAGGGAUUUGAGGUCCGCAAAGUGGUAUUUCAGGCCUGGACAAAGGAACAAAAGGUAAAACUUUCAGCCAGCGUCGAUGGGCGUAGCAUAUUGCGACGCUUCAGAGUCGCUGAUCUCUUGACUUCCAAAUCAGCAGAAGCUGUUUUUCCACUCUUUACUUCCCUGUCACCCGAGGUUCUCUCGAAGCGAAACAUUCGCUUUAUGAGAGAUGCUAUCGCAGCACAUCAGCAUAAGUUUUACACUAGUGAGGAGCAUGGCUUCUUACCAACCAGGCUCCUGGAUCUCGGGGAGGAUACCGCUACCGUUAAGAAACUGCAUCUAGUCCUUCGCGACGAGAUGCCGAAGACCCAAGCCCAUAAUGCGAAUGAUCCAAGACGCAAUCGAGAUGCUCUGUGCAUUCUACAAGGAGGAGAGGAGACCGAGGUUCAGGAUUGGGACCGUGAAAGUCAGCAAAUGUGCGACGUCUUCGGGAACGCCUACUUCACAAUCUGUGCCGUCUCCUUGAAAAGCUGCCAAGACCGCUUCCUCUCCAAGCGCUGCGAGGUGUUGCCAGCGCUGAACAUUCACUUUAAGUCAAAGCACUGCAUCGGUGGCCAGUCUCAGUCAUCCUACUGUAUGGCCCCAUGUUCGGAGAGCGACUUGUAUCGUUCCAAUUGGAUUGGGGAGCUGGAGAACUCUAGAUGGCAUUCUCGCGGUUGGGUGUACCAGGAGCUCGCGAUGUCCCCACGCCUUAUCAUUUUCACUCGCUACGGUAUUGUCUUUAGCUCUGCGGAAAGUUACGUGUGCGAAGACGGCACCGAUAGCAUAUGGACAAGUUACCGGCUCGGCAGGAUACCGGAUAGAAGACUUGCCAAAUCCCCUUUCUCAAAAUUCGCAAUUGACGUUCGUCAGAUUUCCACGAAGCAAUUCACACAUGAGACAGAUCGGCUACCAGCUACCACAAGUCUAGCAAGGCGUGUCGCCGAUCUCACCGGUAGCGAAUAUCUCGCCGGUUUGUUCAAGGAUGACCUCGCACGGGCCCUCCUCUUCUACAAAGAGAGGGCCGAUAUUCGUCAAUCGUUCCACGAGCGACUCCGCCAACUCUCGGAGCCAGGGUCGAUUUCUCGGCCGUCAUGGUCCUGGGCCGGUCUCCCUGGCCCUUCCCAUCACACUGGCCCAAAGUCUCCACACAGAAUUGAAGAAAUUGAAUUGAUAGAAGCGGUAGCAGUGAGAAGGGACGAAACAUCCUUUGGCAGGGUGCUUGGGGGCUAUCUCAAGAUUCGCGUUGGCAUGAUAUCCCUGCGAGACUGGGUAAAGGGGGAUGAAGACGUCGCGGAGCAGGCCUUGCAAGGGGGCUACUUGAACGAUUCACGAGGGGAAAUGGUGCAAAUCUGUUGGGAUACAUACAACUCAGAGGCCGUAGAUAUCCUCAUCGACGCUGUCUACUUGCUACGUAUCAUGGAAGAACCUGCUUUUGAAGUUCACGGGUUGUUUGUGUACCCGGCUGAAAGGGGUGGAGAGUUCUACCGUUUUGGGUAUUGGAGAGUCGAUCCUUGGGUGGAUGAACAGGUGAAUUGGGAGAUGAGGACAAUCUCAUUGCUUUGA